This is a messenger RNA of Xyrichtys novacula (pearly razorfish), 2255 nucleotides long. The record is from the annotation of a GenBank genome assembly. NCBI's taxonomy places the organism in Eukaryota, Metazoa, Chordata, Actinopteri, Labriformes, Labridae.
AUGGUGGUGGUAGCAGCAGGGAACGGGGGAACCCACAAGGUGCUCCUGAUAUCCGGGAAACAGACUGGCUCGUCUAACGGCUCACAGGCAGGCUUCAGCCGGCCGAUCUCUGUCGUUUUACCGUCAGCGGCGAGUCAGGCGUCGUCGGAUUCAGACUCCAACUCCUCUGCGGGGCCGCCAGUACGAAAGAGACAGAGGCUGACUCACUUGAGUCCGGAGGAGAAAGCACUUCGCAGGUUAGUUGCACUGAAAUACCCCUUUACUUAACAGAAACUCUUUUCCUAGAAGCUGAUUUUUUUUAAGCCGGACAGCCGCUCAUUGUUCGGCGGUUCACGGCGGGGACACACCCUAAGAUAUUGAUCUAAUUGAGGAACAAUAGUAAACUGAUUUAACAUUUAAAUCCCCCUAAGCGGAACUGGGUCAACGUUGCAUCAUUCAGUAUUAAAAUAGGCCAUCUUAGAUGUGUAAACUGCCCCAUGAGACAUGUUAAUCACUUAAAAGUCAUAUUUGUCCACCUUUGGACUUUGAACCAGCUUGUCAAACUGCUAUCUGAGUGAUCUGACGGUCCAUGGACCCGCCCGGCUGCUGUUACAGAGUAGGACACUGAUAUCCUGGUAUGCCUGCGUGGCAGGAACAUGGCCGGUGAUUGCGCAGUACUGUGAACCGAAGUACUGUCAGGAGGGCUUAGUCAGCAUCAUGGAAAGAAUGUCACAUUCCUGUGUUUUUUUUUUCUUUAUCAUAUUCAUUUCCUUGUUCUUAUAUUUUCCAGGAAACUCAAGAACAGAGUCGCAGCACAAACAGCCAGAGACAGAAAAAAGGCCAAGAUGGGGGAGCUGGAACAGCAAGUCCUAGAGCUGGAGCUGGAGGUAAUUUCUUAAAAUCAUGCUGGAUCCUCCACUGCAUAAAUGCCCAUCCUAUUUACCCCCCUCUCCUGAUAUGCCUACACAACCAUAAGUCAUCUGAUAUUGAGCAAUCAUGUGACUCAGCCAUUUCUCACCCCAAUACUGAUAUUUAUCCACAGCUAUUAAAGUAAAAACACUAGAUUUAAAGGUUUUGGUUUUGUCUGUGAAACCAGACUUGAUGGCUGUGGUUUCACUAUCAGUCUCAGAGAUUUCAUCUUGGAUAGCUUCAUGCAUCACUCUCAAAUCAACGGCUUCAAGUUUCAGGUGCAAACAUCUGUUUUUCUCCCUCCUGCAGAAUCAGAAACUUCACAUUGAAAACAGACUGCUUCGGGAAAAGACAGGCGGUCUAAUGACAGAAAACGAGGAACUGAGACAGAGACUUGGGUUGGACACCCUCGACUCAAAGGAGAAGGUGAGAUGUCAGUGCAGAUUUUUGGAAGCAGAGUGAGGUUCAGUAUGUGGAAAUCUUAACUUACACUCUUUUCUGUUGUUUUUUCCCCUAAAAGGUUCAGGGUCUGUUGUCCACCGGGAACGAAACAGGUUUGGGGAUCGGGUCUUCUGAGUCCGCAGCACUCAGGCUACGUGUGCCUCCGCAGCAGGUGCAGGCCCAGCAGUCCCUAAAUCUGAAGACUUCUCAAUGGAUACAGACAGUUCUGACACUACAGACACUGAGGUAAGUCUCUGGUUUAAAUCCUGGUCCUAAGACUACUCCAUAAUAACUCCUGGGUCGGGUCAUGGGUUACUGGGCUAAUCUCCCGCUCUCUCCCCCUCCUCUAGUCUGAUUUGCUACUGGGCAUUCUGGACAUCCUUGACCCAGAGCUGUUCCUCAAGUCUUGUGAGCAGGAGUGCCAGGAGCCGCAGGUGCUGCUGGUCGGAGGGGGGAACCCAGUACCUGCCACCACACCUGCGUCUCUGGGGGCCCCACCAGUUAAGCUGGAGGCCCUUAAUGAACUGAUCCACUUUGACCACAUCUACACCAAGCCCGUGGAGGAGGUGAGCGGUGGGCUGUGCAGUGACUCAGAGAGCGAGACAGAUGAGAAGAUUGACGAGGAAGCCUUCCCCGUGCCAGAGGUGGUGGUGGUGGAGGAGGAGACGGUGUGCGUCAAAGACGAGCCGGAGGAAGUGGUCAUCCCCAGCUGUAAUGCACACAGCGAAGUGGUUGACUUUUUCUCUGCAGCCUCCUCCCCCGCCCUCAGCGGCCUGGAUAAGGAAGCAUGCCUGGCGGACACCUACAGCGACUCCGGAUACGAAGGGUCUCCUUCCCCUUUCAGCGACAUGUCGUCUCCUCUGUGCUCUGAGAGCUGGGAUGACAUGUUUGCUAAUGAACUCUUCCCCCAACUUAUAAGUGUCUGA